AUGACGCAAGAAAACCCUGGACAAAGCGUGGCGGACGCCUAUAAGCAGAUCACAGAGGCAGAGACCCAGGCUGCCAACUUAGAGAAGAUGUUGGACCAAUUGGAUGCCAAAAUGGACGCCAUCUUGAAGGAAGCCGAGUCCAUCAACCACGAGAACGACGCCGAUAUAGAUAGCGAACAACAGACCGACCUGGUCUAG
This is a messenger RNA of Suhomyces tanzawaensis NRRL Y-17324, 198 nucleotides long. RefSeq lists its product as uncharacterized. The record is from RefSeq and is a predicted model, not a curated record. Lineage: Eukaryota; Fungi; Ascomycota; Pichiomycetes; Serinales; Debaryomycetaceae. The transcript has a single exon. The coding region runs from base 1 to 198 and encodes 65 amino acids.